This is a messenger RNA of Oikopleura dioica, 852 nucleotides long. The record is from the annotation of a GenBank genome assembly. Lineage: Eukaryota; Metazoa; Chordata; Appendicularia; Copelata; Oikopleuridae.
AUGGAUAGCUUACUUGCUCAAGGAUUCGAUGAAAGAAUGCUGGCUCAGAUGUUUGGUACAGGCGGCACUGCAGGAUUAGACGCGAUGUUAGGCGGUUCUGCGAAAUCGUUCGCCGAUCCUGGUUCCAAAACAAAAUCGCAAGCCACGACAAAGAAGGAAUAUGGAUCUAGCAUCAAGCAAGAGCCAAAAUCCACAGGCUACGGCUCUUAUGGCUCCUCCAAGACAACAACAAAAGCUUCAAACAAAAACAGCUACGGAAGCGUCCCAAUGGCCGGCGCGACUUCAACCGGCUGGGGAUCAUCCGCUUCAACUCAGCAGGCGGCCAGAACUCAAAAUCAAACUUUUGCCUACGGAAAUGGCUCGAAAAAUCAAACAAGCUACAACCAGAAUCAACAGGCGAUGCCGAAAGCGAUGCCUAGAGGAGCUGCCGAUGUCGGGACGAAGUUGCAGGCGAUUUCGACUGCAGCGGAACAUUAUCGGCUGAAAUGUAAGCGGAAGAUUUUGGGAAGAAAAGCGCUCUUCAGACUAGAAGAAAUCAUCGCUUUCCACAUCCGAACUGGCAUGAGCGAGUUUUCCGACCGCCACGACAUGGACAUUUUCGCUCAGCUGGCUGAGCAAGUUCUUUUGAUCAUCGCCCGAGCUCACGCGAAGGCGAAAAUUGACGAGCUCCAACAAAUCGCUUCUCCCGAAGGCUUCAGUUUCUACACCUCUUCUCGCAAUCGAUGGGUCCUCAAAAAUCUUCAAACACUUUUCCAGCGAUACCCAUGCCAGGAAGUCAAGGAUCGACUUUUGGACGCGCAGCAUUUCGAAAAAUCACUCUACGGAGUUCUUCACGUCGUUUCUUACAAAUAA